CGUUUUUCUACAUUUUUGCAGUGGUACAUAAAAUGCACAUUAUACGUUUGUAGCAUUACAUUAUUUUACUUCACGAGAAAGAUGAUUUGAACAUCGGGCCCGAAGAUGUCCAGUGGUGAACCCGAGCGCGGCAGGACCGUCAAGGGUCAACUCCGCCCUCGACAAGGUUUUUCUGUCGGCGGCGAGCGCUUAAUAUCCUACCCAGUCUACGACGAAGCCUACCCGCCGAAGGCUGGCUGCCCUACCACGCUGCUCUGCGGUGCUUGGCAGGAUUUCUACGGGGGACAGACGCGGCCGUGCUCGGUUCUUGCAGUCGACUUCAAGAUCGCGAUGCGGCGGCCGAGCUAACGGUGAAGAGAGGCGAGCAAUCUUCCACGUCCGUGCACGCGAUUCGGAAGUUCGUCGCAGAGUGUUGAAUAUUUUCGUUUCUUUUUUUUUUUUUAUAUGUGGGAUAUGAUCGGUUCGUAGAUUGCGAGAUCGCACAUUCUGCGGAUUCCGAUCGCACCGCUCCCCCCCCCCCCCCCGAAGGGUCGGAGGGAGAGUAUUUCCAGCGAAGGGCGGCCGAACUUUUUCCUCGGUACACCAUGGCCCAAACUGUUCGCACGUAGAAGACGAUACGAGCAACUAUGAAUGCAAUCCCGAGAGAGUUGUUGCUGCUCCUGGCGGGCGCGUUCGUCGCCGCGGCGGCAACGUCCGCCUGUCCGUGGGCGCAGCACGCGGUGGAUCUCGAGAGCUCGUGCAUCUGCGACUACAAUCUGGCCGGCGUUCUCUCAGUACAAUGCGACAUCGUCGAUUACGACCAGCUGUUGUCGGCGAUGCGGCGAUACGCUACCAAAACGCCGGUUGAACUCUUCUACGUCAACAACAGUACGAUCGACGUCCUGAAGAACGGCUCGCUCGCCACCUUAAGGAUCAGUAGUAUGCAACUGUCCGGCUGCCGCAUCAGGACCAUCGAGCCGGAAGCCUUCAAAGGCCAAGAGAAUCACCUGAAGAGCCUGAAUCUCAAGGACAACGAGCUCACGGAGAUACCCGGUUCCAUCCUGAAAACCCUGAGGAACCUCACCGUGCUCGAUCUCUCGAUGAACAAGAUCACCAAGGUGAACGACAACGCCUUUGUCGGCACCAAGCUGGUCACGCUGAAGCUAUCCGACAACGAAAUCACUCUCGCUCCGGGAGCGUUUCGCGGCCUGGAGAGCACCCUGAAGAAUCUCAAUCUCAAGGGCACGCGGCAGAAGAAGGUGCCGGAGGCGCUCAGAGGACUGAGGACUCUGGCCUUCCUCGAUCUGUCGCAGAACAGCAUACGCGAGCUGCCCGGCACUUCCGGGACGAAAGCCUUCGACGGCCUGGACUCCCUCACCGGACUCAACCUCGAGAGAAACCUCAUCCAGAAUAUCGGCCCGGACGCGUUCCACGGCAUCAAGAACACCCUGAGCUCUCUCAGCCUGCUGAACAAUCUCAUCCCGGAUUUCCCCACGGCGGCCAUCAACAGCGUCCACGAUCUUAGAGUGCUGGACAUCGGGUUCAAUCUGAUCACCGAACUACCGAUCAACGCCUUUCAAGGGAACCCGUCGAUUACGCUGCUGGCGAUCGACGGUAACCCGUUGUCCACGGUACCGGAAGAGGCACUCGUCCGGCUGAACGGUACCCUGCGCGGCCUCAGCCUAGGCGGACGGUUUCUCGUCUGCGAUUGCCGGUUACGAUGGAUCGUCGAGUGGAUCAAGACGCGAGACCUGCAGGUUACCAGUCGUGAACGCAAGCCACAGUUUUGCGGCAGUCCGCAACGAUUGCAGGACAGGAGCUUCUACAACAUCGAUCCCGACGACAUGAGUUGCGAGCGAGUGCCGGAAAUCAUCGGAAUCGGAACGGUGGAGAGCGUGGACACCAGGGAGCCGACGGAAACUAUAUCUGGAGACGUCGACAGUCACAUUCCGAGCAUUCGGCCUACGACUGUCACGACCGAGGUGAUCUCGAGCACAUUUUCGACAACCACUGUGACGGUACCGUCGUCGACUGAGCAGAGAAGACCGACAUCGUCGUCGUCGCCGUCAACCUUCGUCCCGACACCUCGACCGACCGCCGCGCGAACCGGAAACGUUGUGGUUGUGAGAACCACGCCGUCGUCGCCGAAGCAAUCGCAGGACCAGAUGCAGCAGCACCAACCGAGGCCACCGCUGGUCCUGGGAUCGCCCUUGUACAAAUCGAAAUCGAACGAGAAGGACAUCGUGGUGAAGGACGUGCUCAGGCAAGACAAUGCGGUUAUCAUAUACUGGGACACCGAAGCGGCCAAUAUUCUAGGCUUCCGAGUGAUCUAUCGGCUGUUCGGGGACAAUAGUUUCAAGCAGGCGCCACCGCUCGAGGCCAGCGAACGAGAGUUCAAGAUCAAGAACGUGCCCUCGCAGGAAUGUAUCGUGGUUUGCGUGGUCUCACUGGAGGAGACCAACAUCACGCCGGCGAACGUACCGUAUAAUCAGUGCCGCGAGGUCAGAACGGAGAACUCGCCCACUUCGAACAUGGACAAGAUCACGAUCGCCGCGAGCGCGGCGAUCUGCGCCACGAUCGUCGUCGCGGUGAUCAUCUUCGUGGUGGCGAACCGACGCCGCGCUCGCAAGCUGCACACACUGCACAGCAUCGAACAGACGAAAAUGGGCGGCCCGAUCGCCGGUCUGCCGGUCAAUUGUUGCGCGAACAUGGUGCCGACGCCCAGCCCCGGCGGGCCCCUGUCGUCGAUGGCCACUCUGAGCGCGUACAACGCGCAGAAGGAGUGGGACCAAGUGUCAGCUUACAGCAACAGGAGCAUACCGCGCCCGAGGAUCUUCCCCAUCGAUCGACAAGGAUCGAUCACCAGAGCGUCCUGCAUCGACGAUGUGCGCUCUCAGACCGGACAUUACAGCACCAAGGCCCGAUCGAUCGCCGACGGCCAGUCGCAGCACAGUUUCUCCAACAAUUCUACGCGAUACUUCGCCAAUGCCGCGCUGGCCUCCAAUCUCGUCAACACGAGACCAGAACUGCGACAGUCGCGCCAGUCGCUGGCGGCCGCCUCGGACCGGAUGUCGCGAUCGAACUUCCCCGGCAGCAACCACCUGCCGCCGCACUCAUCGGCCCGGCGGCAACGACCCCGAUCGCGCAACCGCACUCUGGAGCCGAAUCCGCCGCGACCUGGCAGCCGUUACAGCUUAGCGGACUCGACGCACACUCUCAACAACUACGACGAGAACAACUGGACCGACCACGACAUGGACAUCUACAUGGCCCGCAACCCCACCACGAGAAGCGGUCUAGUUCCGCUUUAAGAUUCAGCGAUCUCCAUGUCAUCUCAUCAUUCAUUCUUGCUCAAGCGUGUUCAGUAGAGUAUCCAGUACGAAUCUUAAUGAACUCUUCUCGCUCAUGCAUUUUCAAGCUGAGCGAAGUCUAGAUAAUUUUGACAGUUGCUCCGAAUAAGGACUUUGUAUCAAAUCAAUUCCGAAGUGACUGAGCCUAUUCUCAAAGCUAUCAGCGCGACGAGAGAAUCUCUUGGACAUUUUACGCGCUCGAAACUCACCAGUUUCGAUCGACGCUGCACUGCGUGGCGCGCAUUACCGUGUAAUCGUGCUUACGUGGCCGAUGCAAAUUUCGAGUGUUAGCAACAACCUUAGAUAUAUGUACAUUCCAGUAAAGUUAUAAGUCCUUUAUAUAAGAAUAAUCUUAAUUACAGAACUCUGUUGCGUAAGUGAGCGAGCCGACAGCCUUUCCGGCCGGCUCGAUUUCCGAAUUAUUUUUUAUUACGACGCGAUACUUUGCACGACGGACUUAGAAAUUCUACCCUCCAAAGACUGCGAUCGAAACGUCUGCUCUGUAGAAAAGUGUUAUCGCGACUAAGCGAACCGAUAUAUCGUAGAAUAUAGCUCUCAAUGGUUAUGAACGACCGAAAUCGAGAAAUGAGAGACUUUAUAUAGAAGCUCCCAUUGGCUCCACCUUAUUUAUAAUACGUGUAUUCGCGGGUGCAUUCGCAGAUAUACGCGCGUCGACGACGAGGACGAUUUGUCGUCCGACGUAUGAUGACGUAACGAUGACAAAUAAAGAGAUUACUUCACUACUCA
Messenger RNA from Linepithema humile (Argentine ant), 4076 nucleotides. It is a transcript of the gene haf, whose product is annotated as leucine-rich repeat and fibronectin type-III domain-containing protein hattifattener. Gene Ontology annotation, molecular function: protein binding. Lineage: Eukaryota; Metazoa; Arthropoda; Insecta; Hymenoptera; Formicidae. The record is from RefSeq and is a predicted model, not a curated record. Gene Ontology annotation, cellular component: plasma membrane.